CAGUGAACAACAAAGCCAGUUUUUUGAGGUUAGUUUUUGUUAAAUUGUGUUUUAUGGUGUUUUUGUGAUUUAUAUAACAGAAACAAUACAUAAAAUGAAUAAUAUUCUGUAGAAAAUUGAAAACUUCCAGAAACAAUGCCUGGGGCCAAAUGCAAACUUGCUUUAUUGCUCACUGAGUUUUGAGUACCAAAGUUGAUCAUAGAUGUCGCCUACUUCGGGGCCCUUCGCGAAUUCUUUGCCUUGAUCCUUCCAAAUAUUUCCUCUAGCGACAUCUAUGUCGUUUUGCCAGCAAUAAGAAACAACAACAAAUAAAACGUUAUAACCUAAAAAUCAGAAGCAAAACAUAAAAAAUUUAAAUAUUUUAUUUUUGUAUUAAAUUUAUAAUAAUUUAUAAUUUUCCUAUUUAAAUAUAUGAAUUUCGUAAAAUUACUACCGAAGAAAAAUCUGCCCAUCAGAUUUCUGAGCUCGAAAACUAAAAUGUCACUAGCAGACAAACCCAUAGAAUCAUCAAUAACAGCCAAACUUCAGGAAAACCUGAAACCCUCUCACCUCCAGGUUAUAAACGAAUCCUACAUGCACAAUGUCCCAAAAAACGCAGAAACCCAUUUUAAAGUGGUUGUGGUAUCUGAUGAAUUCAAGAAUCUAUCUUUGAUUAAGAGACACAGGAAAGUAAAUGACAUUUUAAAAGCUGAACUCCUAGGAGGAGUUCACGCCCUUUCAAUAGUUGCGAAAACACCAGAACAAUGGACGGAUGAGGAAAUUGAACCUAGUCCAAAUUGCAGGGGCGGUUUUGGAAAAUAAACUAGGCUUCCAAUUAUACUCUGCUGGUGGAGGAUAUUUCAAAUUUGGCCCAAAAUUUGCUGUCACUGUAAUGUUUUUGUAUAAGGAUAAAGUAGGAUAAUAAGAUCCUUGAUAAAUAUCUUCAAAUGCGACUCCUUGACACUGGCCGUUUUUGAAGCACAAAAUUUUACUUGUGGGAAGGGCAGACAAUGAUUUAAGACGUUCUUGAACAUUGUCUUUUUCUUCAUAGUACAGAUGACUUUUGAAUUUAACCAAUGGCUGAAAACAAUUUCAAUUAAUUUUUACACACAACACAAAAAUUUUACUUACUCUGUCCUUAUAAGUAUUCGGUACAAUUUUCGUAGUAUUAUUUUGUGGCAGAAUUAUCAUGAAUCCCACAGUAUCACCUUCAGCGUAACCGCUGCUCGCAUAAUGUUUACCGUGGGCUUCAUGGAAUUUGGUCCCUUUUUUCGAUCUCCACGAAUAGCCAAAUUUAUCGUAACCCACUGGCGCCUGCAAAUUGGCAUAAUCUUGACCCCAACCCAAACGAGUCGCUGAUCCUUCUGGCAUUUUAUUUAUUGUCACUUCCCAAUACC
This is a messenger RNA of Ceutorhynchus assimilis (cabbage seed weevil), 1376 nucleotides long. The record is from the annotation of a GenBank genome assembly. NCBI's taxonomy places the organism in Eukaryota, Metazoa, Arthropoda, Insecta, Coleoptera, Curculionidae.